AUGUCAUGGAAUGACUUCUUGGAACAGCUCAGGCGAUUUGGUUUCCGGCGUCUAACCAAUGCUGGUCCAGAUCAAGGAGCCUUCUACCAUCCUGGUUUCUUCCAUGGCCACCCACAGCUUGCAGAACACAUCGUGUACAAUGAGAUGGAAGUUGCUCCCUUGGAUCGUCCUGGUCCUACUUUGGCCUUCAUGCACCCGACUCCCCAGAAUGACAUGGUUCCAGCUAACCAAAGCAGUACUGUUGCUGAGAGCGUUUCAUCCCAAAACCGAAUGAUGGAAGGCCCAGUUCCUGGAGCACCAACCCUCCCUUCUGAAGUUUCUUUGGCUCAGUUGCUCAUGCAAUCAAUGAUGACAAAUAAUAAUCCUGUUCAAGUUGGAGCUGCAGAGGAUUUGGUUCACCAUGACCAUGGUCCUGAUCAUUUCUUGCCGGGGAUGCUCCAUUGAUCCGUGGGCAAAAGCAAUCCCAGUGCACAUAAUUCGAUUUUGUCCCUUGUCUCGGACGUUCAUGCAUGCAAUCAAUAAUGAUAAUAUAUAAUCCUCAUGUUGGAACUGCA
This is a messenger RNA of Seminavis robusta, 554 nucleotides long. Lineage: Eukaryota; Bacillariophyta; Bacillariophyceae; Naviculales; Naviculaceae. The record is from the annotation of a GenBank genome assembly.